Guillardia theta CCMP2712 is the source of this 411-nucleotide messenger RNA. RefSeq lists its product as hypothetical. The transcript has 7 exons. The coding region runs from base 1 to 411 and encodes 136 amino acids. NCBI's taxonomy places the organism in Eukaryota, Cryptophyceae, Pyrenomonadales, Geminigeraceae. The record is from RefSeq and is a predicted model, not a curated record.
AUGAAAUCCUUCGAAAUAACCGUCUACCUGUACUUGGCCGUUCUCCUUGCUGGUGGAGUAAGUUGCCUGACAUGCUACUCUGCCGAUCGUAUCACUGCAAGUCAAAUGCUCACAACGACAGUGGACUGCACCAGUGCACUGCUUUCAACUCAGGCCCUUGAGAACACCUACAAGACCUCCAACAUUGACGAUGUGAGUGAAACAUCGGAUCUGAUCAGCGAGCCUGACAUGCUGCAAGCUGGCUUCCGGUUCGAAACGUGUCAGAUCAUGAAGAAUAUCGUAGAUGAGCUCACGUCCGAAGAUCAAGUUGAGACUUCUCUGCUCAAAAAAGUCCGUAUCACCAUGAAUUUCUGCUUGGAUGACCUGAUGUACAAUCAUUGCAGUGAAAAACCGUUUCGACCUGCCAAGUAG